AUGUCCUCCGACAUUGAGAAAGCGGUGGGCGGUGGCGCCCUAGCCGCCGACAACCGUGCGGACGACCCGAACGACCGAAAUUUUGGCGCCCAAGCACUCGAGUCGCCCGAUGCCUCGACGGCACCGUCCGAGUACCACGAGCCGCUGAAGCUGACGCAGACGGUGCUCUCAACGCGCUCGGCGCGCGAGGCCGCGAAACAGCUUCAGAAUUUCGACACCUCGCCCGAGAACCCCCGCAACUGGCCGCUGUCCAAGAAAUGGGGACUGUGUCUCACGAUCACGGUGACGGGCUUCAUUUCGACGAGCGCGUCGUCCAUUGCUGUUCCCGGAAUACACCAGGUCAUGGCCGAGUUUGGAAUACACAACCUCAAGAUCGGAACGCUGAUUACGUGUUUCUACGUGCUGGGGCUCGGAACCGGGCCCUUCAUCUUUGCGCCGAUUUCCGAGCUGUGGGGGAGACAGGUAGCGUAUCUCUCCUCACAGUUCUUUUUUGUCAUUUUCGCGAUCGGAGCGGCAGUUGCGCCGAAUAUGGCGGCACUGAUUGUGCUCCGCUUCUUCUGUGGAAUGAUGGGAUCAGUCGGACCAACACUGGGCGUAGCGACGUGUGCUGAUCGUGGUCUCACAGUCAGCAUCUACGCCAUCGGUCCCAUGGCUGGCCCCGUCCUGGGCUCCAUGCUGGGAUAUUGGAUCUUGUUCGGGGGCUGGCGGUGGGAGCUCUGGUUUAUGGUCAUUGCGUCCGGCCUAAACUUUGCUCUCCUCGUCUGUUUCUCACAGGAGACUUACGCUCCCGUGAUCCAACGCAAGCUGGGGUACCGAAUCCAGUACCCGCAACCCGACCCCACGAGCUUCCUCGACCGAUUUUCUCCUAAGCGCAUCAUUCACAACCUGGGCUGGAUGAGCGCCACUGUCUCAAAGAGUGAAGCGGGAGACGCGUUCUCAAAGGCGCUCACCCGCCCGCCAAGACUGCUCUUCGGCAACCCCGUCGCCCUCAUCACAUGCGUCUACUACGCCUACCUCUACAGCAUCAUCUACGUGUUCUUGAUCAGCACGCCGCUGCUCUUCGGUCCGCCGCCGUUCAAAGUCGACGGUCUGUUCUCUUACCAAUGGCCCCGCGGAACCGUGGCUCUGGGCUAUGUUGGGAGUGCGAUUGGCUUCUUCUCUGCCGCUUUCGUAGCGGCGACGCAACAAGACCGGAUCUACAAGUACCUUAUGCGUCGGAACGGGGACAACGGCCAGCCCGAGUAUCGCUUUGUCCUGACUCAGAUUGGCACCGUCCUCCUCCCUGUCGGCCUGUUCAUCUUUGGCUGGACCGCGCAGGCCGAGACGCACUGGAUCGGCCCUGUCAUCGGCCAGGUCAUCCUCAGCUUUGGGUGCAUGCUUGCGUUCAACAGUAUCCAGAACUUCCUCGUCGACGCAUUCUUCCCCUUUCAUGCUGCUGCGACUGCCGGGGCCAGCGCCAUGCGCUCCAUGUUUGCCUGCGUGCUCCCUGUAUUCUGCGCGCAGAUGUUCGGCACCCUCGGAUGGGGGUGGGGAGGCAGCUUGCUCGCCUUCAUCGCCCUCGUCGCUAUCCCAGGACCGCUCAUCAUGUUCAAAUACGGAAGGAGGUUGAGGGAGAGGUACAAGUUUGAGGGGUAG
Messenger RNA from Trichosporon asahii var. asahii CBS 2479, 1635 nucleotides. Its product is annotated as polyamine transport-related protein. Lineage: Eukaryota; Fungi; Basidiomycota; Tremellomycetes; Trichosporonales; Trichosporonaceae. Gene Ontology annotation, biological process: transmembrane transport. The record is from RefSeq and is a predicted model, not a curated record. The transcript is spliced from 3 exons. Gene Ontology annotation, molecular function: transmembrane transporter activity. Bases 1 to 1635 code for a protein of 544 amino acids.